UCUGUUAUCAGUUGGGAGAUUGUGGUUAGCCUGUGAACCUGCAGAGGGAGCAACACCACUGCCGCACAAGAUCUUCCUCAUAAACCACUGCAAGUCACACACUCAACACUGCUCUUCCAGCCACUGAUUUUUAAAAAAACUGCCAAACUCGAACAGAGAAUUUUAAAGAGCUGUGAAGGUCCGCUGUUCUUUAAAGAUACAAGAUGGUGUUGCAAUGGUGUUUGCUGGUCACAUUUAUUUUGCACAGUACAUCUUCACAGGAAACUGGUGAAACCAUCACAUAUACGCAGUGUACAGAUGGCUAUCAAUGGGAUCCUGAAAAGCAGCAGUGCAGAGAUAUUGAUGAAUGUGAGACAAUUCCAGAUGCGUGCAAGGGAGAAAUGAAAUGCAUAAACCAUUACGGAGGAUACUUGUGUUUGCCUAAAUCAGCUAUCAUUAUCACGAAUAGUAGUGUUGAAAGUAGGAAUGUGCCCACAACCACUCUUGCUCCUGCUUAUGUCCCUGUUCCUACUCGACGGUCAUAUCCAAAUCUACCUCACUUCCUGCAACGGCGAUGUCCACAUGGCUUUGCAUUUAACGAUCAAAACCAGUGUAAAGAUAUCGAUGAAUGUGCAUUAGGAAACCAUAACUGUGGUCCUGAACUAAUCUGUAUUAACACAAGAGGGUCAUUCAGUUGCCGCUGCAGGCAGGGUUAUCACAAACGUGGAGACCAAUGUGUGGACAUUGAUGAAUGUAACGUAGCCACCUACUGCCAUCAUGGAUGUGUCAACACACCUGGUUCUUAUUACUGUCAGUGCAACAUUGGUUUUCAGUUGGCAAGCAACAAUCGCACAUGCAGAGAUAUUAAUGAGUGUGAGGUGGGUUCUCCAUGUGAUCAUCAGUGCUUUAAUAUUUUGGGUACAUUCAUCUGCCAGUGUGACCAAGGAUAUGAAUUAAAUCCAGACAAAGUUACAUGCAGAGAUGUUGAUGAGUGUGCCUAUUCAAACUACAUGUGCCAGUACCAAUGUGUAAAUGAACCAGGACAAUUCUCAUGCAUCUGUCCCGAGGGAUACAAGCUCCUGGGUACCAGAAUGUGCCAAGAUAUAAAUGAAUGUGAAACUGGAAAUGUUUGUGAGGAACAAGAGAAGUGCUGGAACUAUAAUGGUGGGUACAGAUGUUAUCCUCAAAAUCCAUGCCAUGAGCCUUAUACUCAGAUGACUGAAAAUCGGUGUGUUUGUCUGGCAACUAAUGCAGCCUGCCGUGACCAACCUUAUUCCUAUGUGUACAAAUACAUGAAUAUUCGAUCAGAUAGAUCUGUUCCCUCUGAUAUCUUCCAAAUUCAAGCAACAAGCGUUUACCCCAAUACUUUCAACACCUUCCAAAUCAGCUCUGGGAAUGAAGGAGAGUUCUACCUGAGGCAAACAAGUAAUGUGAGUGCAAUGCUCGUUUUAGUGAAACCAUUGACAGGACCAAAGGAGUACGUUGUGGAUCUGGAGAUGCUUACAGUCAAUAGUGUAAUGAACUACCGGACUGUGUCUGUACUGCAGUUGACAAUAGUGGUGGGGCCUCAUCCAUUUUAAUAUGUGCAGCAGUGAUUAAGUACAGCCAAAAUGAAGCAUUUCUUACCACAGCAUUUAACAUUCUGGUCUGAUUAUGUAAGUUGCUUUAUGAUUCAAUUUAGCCUUCACUUUUGUAUUUUUUGUGUCUUUUUGUACAAAGUGCCUUCAGUAAUGAACUUACUAAAGUAAAUAUACAUUAGAAAUUAAUAUUUAAAGCUACAUAAAGCUCUAUAAUGUUUGCUAUUCAGCCCAAAAUUAAGUACUUAAUAUCAUGAUGUACAAAG
Molecule: messenger RNA, 1822 nt
Organism: Pristis pectinata (smalltooth sawfish)
Lineage: Eukaryota; Metazoa; Chordata; Chondrichthyes; Rhinopristiformes; Pristidae
Product: EGF-containing fibulin-like extracellular matrix protein 1
Exons: 11
Coding region: 204-1559 (451 amino acids)
Molecular function (GO): calcium ion binding
Source: RefSeq, a predicted model, not a curated record